AUGGAAGAUACAAGCACAAAAACAAAUGGAUUCAACACCAACAAUGUUUAUGAAUGGAACAUUGAUGGCAAAUCUGAGUACAAUAUCAUGCAAAUGUUACAACACAUGACCAUGGUUUGUACGGCCUACCAAACAGCCCAUGAUUCCACAGAAGAAGCCAUAGCCAGUAUUAUAGUAUCUAGUUUUACCGGCCAAUUAAAGGGUUGGUGGGAUCAAUAUCUCACGGAAGCCCAAAAGUCUGAUAUCUUUUUAGCUGUCAAAAUAGAUGAUAAUGGUGAUCCAAUUUAUAAUAAUGGUGAAACCAUCCCAGAUGCUGUCAACACUCUAGUGUUUACAAUAGCCCAACACUUCAUAGGAGAUCCAUCUUUAUGGAAAGAUAGGUCUGCUGAAUUAUUAUCAAAUCUCAGGUGUAAAACCUUAGGAGAUUUCAAAUGGUACAAAGGCACUUUCCUUAUAAGAAUUUACACUAGGGAAGAUAGUCAACAACCUUUCUGGAAAGAAAAAUUCUUAGCAGGACUUCCUAGAUCAUUAGGAGAUAAGGUCAGGGAAAAAAUCAGAAGUUUAACCCCUGAUAAUAUCAUUCCUUACGACCAUUUGACUUAUGGUCAACUUAUCUCUUAUGUGCAAAAAACAGCCUUAGAAAUUUGUCAAAACGAUAAACUCCAAAGACAACUUGCUAAGGAAAAAUCUCAAAGUAGAAAAGAACUAGGAACGUUUUGUGAGCAAUUUGGUAUACCAGGAUGCUCUACAAAGAAAACUAGGAAAGUUGUCAAACAAGAACAAUUUCCAAGUACCAGACCUAAGAAUAGUAGACCAAAAUUUCGUAGGUCUAGAAAACCAUUUCAAUCUAAAAAAAGCAAAACACAAACUAGACCACCAACAACAAAAAGCAUUAUUUGCUACAAUUAUAGGAAACCAGGUCAUACUAGUAAAUACUGCAGACUCAAAAGAAAAUUAAGCAACCUCAAUCUAGAACCAGAAUUGGAAGAAAAGAUCAACAAUUUUCUAGUUGAAACUUCCGAAGAAGAAUCUGAUCCAGAACUCUCUGAAGAAAAUCUCAAUGAAAUUCAAGAGGAUGAACAAGAAUCAUCCUCUGACAAUGAAAACAUUCCAACCGUGAAUGUUUUAACAAAAGAGCAAGAUCUUUUAUUUGAAGUAAUUAAUUCCAUUCCGGACCCCAAUGAAAAAAGAACUUAUUUGAAUAAGCUCAAACAAACCCUAGAACAGACUUCCUAG
Messenger RNA from Vigna unguiculata (cowpea), 1236 nucleotides. The record is from RefSeq and is a predicted model, not a curated record. Lineage: Eukaryota; Viridiplantae; Streptophyta; Magnoliopsida; Fabales; Fabaceae.